Molecule: messenger RNA, 696 nt
Organism: Metschnikowia bicuspidata var. bicuspidata NRRL YB-4993
Lineage: Eukaryota; Fungi; Ascomycota; Pichiomycetes; Serinales; Metschnikowiaceae
Product: U2 snRNP complex subunit
Exons: 1
Coding region: 1-696 (231 amino acids)
Biological process (GO): positive regulation of mRNA splicing, via spliceosome
Cellular component (GO): U12-type spliceosomal complex; nucleolus
Molecular function (GO): RNA binding
Source: RefSeq, a predicted model, not a curated record
AUGAACGUAUUUCGAAAGUCACUGGAACAAGACAGAAACGUUCAUGCCACAAUCUAUGUGGGAAAUCUAGAUACUCAGGUCACUGAAGCACUCUUGUAUGAACUUUUCAUCCAGGUUGGCCCUGUGAGGCUGCUCUAUCUUCCAAAAGACCGAGUUCUACGAACACAUCAAGGAUUCGGGUUUGUCGAAUUUCGAGGCAUAGAAGAUGCAGACUUUGCUCUCAACCUACUUCGAGGAGUUAGACUUUAUGGUCGGACGCUCAAGAUGAAGAAAACCGAUCCUCAGAGUAACAGCUCGAAUUCACCAGAGUUCAAACAUACAGCUGGGGUUGGUGCGAGGUUGUUCAUCAAGAAUUUGCAUCAACUAGUGGACGAGAAAUAUUUGCAAAAUACAUUUUCAGCCAUUGGGAAUCUCAUCAACCAACCAAUAAUCAUCAGAGAUGAGAAAGGACAUUCAAAGGGGUAUGGCUUCAUUGAGUUUGGUGAUUUUGAAAGCAGCGAUAAAGCCAUCGAACGAUUGAAUGGCGCUAUUUUUAUGAACAACAGAAUUACAUUGAGCUACGCAUACAAGGAAGGCCAGGAAGGAAAGAAGAUACAACAUGGUGAUCACGCUGAAAGAACUCUUGCUAAACAAGGAAACAAACAUUUGAAAAAAGAACCAGCGACACGAGAAACGAGGUCUUCGCGCAACAGAUAA